AUGCUGCUUGGCAAUGAUUUGGCUGGGGGUAAGGUGCAGCCAUCUACUGUGUUGAGUGACAUGCCGGUAGUGGAUUCCAAGACAGAGGCUUUGAAAACGGCUAUCCCAGGUAUUUUUCCAUCGUGUGCGGUUACCAGAGCGCAGGCUAUGGCAGGGCGAGAUGAGAGAGAGGUUGAAAAUGGUGGUGACAUAGAUUUAGGGGAUACAAUUUUCAGAGAUCUGAGUGAGAGAAUGAAUAGUCAGACUGGUGAUGAUAGGACUGUUUUCAGCCAGCCUGCCUUGAUUGCAGCCCAACAGUCAGCUGCAGACUUGAAGGGUUUGUAUCAUGUUGCUUUGACAGCAGAGGAGGCUGAGAAGGUCUCACAGUGUUAUUACAUCAAGUCUGGUGUGUUGAUGCGAAAAUGGUGUCCUCCUGGUCGCCCAGCUGAUGAAGAUUGGGUUGCGGUAGAUCAGAUUGUUGUCCCGCCCCAGUAUCGAGCAGAGAUUCUAAGGUUAGCUCAUGAUAUUCCCCUUGCUGGACAUCUAGGUGUGAGGAAGACAGUGGCCAGGAUUAGGGCUCAUUUCUACUGGCCUGGUCUCAGGAAGUGCGUAUCUGAGUAUUGUAAGUCAUGUCAUGUCUGUCAGGUGGUGGGCAAGCCACAACAUCACAUCAAACCAGCCCCACUUAUUCCAAUUCCUGUUUUUCCUGAACCAUUUAGCCGUGUAUUGAUAGAUUGUGUUGGCCCUUUGCCGAAAACCAAGGCAGGUUAUCAAUACUUGCUUACUGUCAUGGAUUCCACCACACGUUUUCCAGAAGCUUUUCCGUUGAGGAACAUUAAGGCUAAGACGGUUAUUGAUGCCCUCUUGGUGUUCUUCACACGCUAUGGACUCCCUCAAGACAUCCAGUCAGAUCGGGGCUCUAAUUUCACGUCUAGUGUAUUCCAGGAGGUGAUGCAUCAAUUAGGAAUCAAGCAGGUAAACUCAUCACCUUACCACCCACAGUCGCAGGGUGCCCUUGAGAGAUACCAUCAGACCUUAAAGACAAUGAUCAAGUCUUACUGCUCUGAGAACUCUGGAGACUGGGAAAAGGGCAUUCCUUUCCUCCUAUUUGCCUCUCGUGAUACUCCAAAUGAAUCUACGGGAUUCACCCCAUUUGAGCUUGUGUUUGGCCAUGAGCCAAGAGGUCCUCUCAAGGUAGUGAAGGAGCAUAUGUUGUCAGAUUUUGGGGUGGAGAGUGGGAAUGUGCUUGAUUAUGUGUCACAAUUUCGUGAACGACUCUUGAGGGCGUGUGAACUCGCGGGGGAACAUUUGAGGUUGUCUCAAGGUGCAAUGAAGGCCCGGGCAGAUAAGAAGGCAGAACCUCGCUCAUUCGAGCCUGGUAGCAAAGUCCUUGUGUUACUGCCCAUCCAGGGUGAACCUCUUAGAGCAAAGUUCAGUGGUCCAUAUGUGGUAGAGAAGAACUUGGGUAAAGAAACCUAUCUUGUGAGUACUCCAGAUAGGAGAAAAACAAAGAGGGUUUGCCAUAUUAAUAUGCUGAAGAAGUAUUAUGAUCGUGACGAGGUGGCGACAGUUGCUGUUGUUUGUGAAAAGGCAGCAGAACAUAUUCCUGCAGAACUUGAAAUCCCGGUGGAAGCGGAGAUUGGUGAAGGGAUUUCUGGAAAGGUGAAUAACUCACAGGUGAUGGCUGAUCCCUCAAAGAUAUUGGGUCAUCUAUCAGAUUUUGAACAGCAGGAUGUAGUGCAAAUACUUCUUGAUUACCCUGAAGUAUGUGGAGAUAAGUUGGGAUAUACCGGAGAGACUAUUCAUGAUGUUGAUGUAGGCGAUCAUCUGCCUAUUAAACAACAUCCCUACCGUUUGAAUCCAAGAAAGAAGAGCCAGGUGCGGAAGGAACUUGAGUAUAUGCUUGCAUGCGGUGUCAUUGAGCCUAGUCAGAGCUGCUGGAGUUCACCUGUAGUUCUUGUUCCAAAACCAGAUGGGAGUCAGCGUUUUUGCAUUGACUACAGGAAAGUCAAUGCUGUAACAAAACCUGACUCAUUUCCUCUACCUCGUAUUGAGGAUUGCAUUGAUCAGAUUGGUAAUGCAAGGUAUAUCACAAAGCUGGAUCUGAUGAAAGGUUAUUGGCAGGUGCCAUUAACAGAGAGGGCUAAAGAACGUUCUGCAUUUGUGACCCCACAGGGGUUAUUCCAGUGUCGGGUUAUGCCAUUUGGCAUGAGGAAUGCUCCAGCGACAUUUCAACGGCUCAUGAAUUGUGUAAUUGCCGGACUGGACAAUGUUGUAGUAUAUCUUGAUGAUAUUCUAGUAGUUAGUGAUACCUGGUCAGAUCAUCUAACUUGCUUGAGAGAUGUGUUUGUCAGAUUGACCAAGGCAGGACUUGUUGUGAAUUUGUCCAAGUGUGAGUUUGCGCAGGCAACAGUAUCUUACUUGGGUCAUGUAGUAGGGCAUGGACGCGUUGCCCCACGAGAGGCAAAGAUCCAAGCUAUUGUGGAUUUCCCUGCCCCUUCCACAAAGAGGGAGGUGAUGAGGUUUCUGGGCAUGUGUGGGUUUUACCGCAAGUUUGUUCCGAAUUUCAGUGACAUUGCUAUUCCUCUUACAGAUCUUCUCAAGAAGGGGACCAAGUUUGAUUGGACCAAACCAUGUGAGAUUGCCUUUCAGAAAUUGAAAGCUGUUCUUAUCUCAAAGCCUGUAUUGCAGGCUCCUAACUUUGAGCAUCCGUUCCUACUGGCCACUGAUGCAAGUGAGGUAGGAGUUGGUGCAGUUCUCCUUCAGUUGGAUGAAGAGGGUUUCAUGAAACCCGUGAGCUACUUUUCGAAGAAGCUUGAUGUACACCAGCAAAGAUACUCUACGGUAGAGAAGGAGUGCCUAGGUCUGGUGCUGGCAGUUCAACACUUUGAUGUGUAUUUGAGUAGCUGCCCUGAUGUGACCGUUUUCACGGAUCACAAUCCACUAACCUUCCUCGAAAGGUUUAGGAACAAGAACCAGAGAUUGUUCCGUUGGAGUCUGUUUCUUCAGCCUUAUGGGCUGAACGUGACUCAUAUCAAGGGAAAUGACAAUGUUAUUGCGGAUGCACUUUCUAGAGUUUAG
Lytechinus pictus (painted urchin) is the source of this 3060-nucleotide messenger RNA. RefSeq lists its product as uncharacterized. Gene Ontology annotation, biological process: DNA integration. Bases 1 to 3060 code for a protein of 1019 amino acids. Gene Ontology annotation, molecular function: nucleic acid binding. The transcript has a single exon. The record is from RefSeq and is a predicted model, not a curated record. NCBI's taxonomy places the organism in Eukaryota, Metazoa, Echinodermata, Echinoidea, Temnopleuroida, Toxopneustidae.